ACCAGCGAGUCAUAGUUGACAUUAUUAAACCUAUUAACUGAUGUUGUGUUCUCCGGUUUGAAAGUAUGUCGCUUAGCCGGGGCAUCGGCAGUGAGGAGUACAUGAGGAAAAAGACACCAAAAAAUGCUAAAUAUGAUCAUAUCAAAACAAGGCUGGACACAGGUUGUAGCCUGACAAAAUAUAUGGCAAGACUGGAGGAGAUUAGAACAAACUACAGGUAUCGAAACGAUGAAAUCUUCAAAAGGUUAAAGGUGACAACUUUUGCACAGCUGAUCCUUCAAGUGGCCUCCGUUUCAGACAUUAAUCAGCUGAAUCGAGGCGAGGAGGAUGGCGAGUCACACGCUCUGCACGACGGUGUGUCGGUGGAGUCUGAUGCAGACCUGGACAGUCUGCCGGACCUCACUAACGGCUCCCCCGUGACUCUGCCUGCCUCACACAGUCAGGCCGCUGGAUACGACAGGGACGUCUGUCCCUCCGCCAGGUCAACUCUGCUCAGUGUGAUCAGUGGUGUGGGAGAGCGGAGCCAAGACCAGUUUAAUCAGCUGUCCAGUGAGCUGGUGUCCAGUCCAGCUCCAGCUGACACGUGCUACCCCGACUGUCCUUACCUGCUGCUGGACGUGCGGGACCGUGAGCAGUAUGACCUCUGCCACAUCAUCAGCGCGCACAGUUUCCCCAUCGCCAUGCUGUCCAGAACAAUGAACCCCUACACCAAAGAGGUGCUGGAAUACAAAAACACCCCGGGCAGGAUCAUUAUUGUGUACGAUGAAGAUGAGAGGAUAGCGAGCCUGGCAGCGACCACCAUGUGUGAACGAGGAUUUGAGAAUCUCUUCAUGCUCUGUGGGGGUCUGAAGGUAAUCGCUCAGAAGUUUCCUAGCGGAAUGACAACAGGUUCCUUCCCAGCGGCAUGCCUGUCCUCUCCCAACUCAUCAAAAGGGAGGAAAUGCUCCAUGAUACAGCAGCCUGCUCAGGCAGCGGAGAAGAGGUGGAGGUUCACGUCCGAAGAGCUGGCAAAGAUCCAGGAGCAGCUGGAAGAGAUGCCCAUUCCUAGCAGCUCCACCAGCCGCAUGUCCGCCAGCAGCAGCAGCCGGUCCACAGCCUCCAGCCGCCUGAGUUCCUCCACAGCUGGAAGACACGGCUCCAGGGUUCAGAGCAGCAGACCUUGGAAGUGACCCGAUCCUGCCUCAGAACAACCAGCAUACCUCCACCACUGCGCUGUUUUGUUUCUAUAGCAAAGAAAAUACUUCACUUCUUAGUUUUGGCUCGACUUCCAGUGUUCCAUGGUUUGAUUUCCAUCUUUAGUUAAUUUCCUUCAAUAAAAUGUGUUUUUUACACACGCUUCAGGAAGUCCUGAGCUGGAUGUGAGCAGAAAAGGAGCUCAGACCUCCGAUCUGGACAACAAUCAGCACCUGAAUGAUGUGUGAGUGAUAUUUAAUAUCUGCUUGUUUACGUUUGGAUUUUUUGCACAGUGCCUGAUCAGUGAACUUGACAAUUCAAAGCUUUUUUGCACUGAGAUCAUUGUUCUUCUCUAACCUGGCAUGUUUCUGUGGAUGACUAGCUCCCAUCACUGGAUGUUUAACGGCCUGUAAUCAGUGGAAUGUGAAGUGUGUGUGUCCUUUUGUGUUAAACUUGUGUGAGGAUGGAGCACCAGCCUUUGUAAGGUGUGUUUGUGGAGACUGGUGUCUAGAGCUAAUGCAGUCGUAGUCACUUAAGGAAAUCAGAUCUUUGUGAAGCGUGAUGUCAUCGGCAUAAACUACGGACACCCUGGAAGGACUGUAUUCAUCAUGGACUUCUGUCAGUCAGAACUUCUCCGCAGCCUUUUUGAUGAGUUAAACCCUUCACCAUCCGUCUCAGAUGAAGUGGUUUCAUGGUUUUAGCUGUGAACGAUUGUGAAAUAAAGACUUGGAGUGUUUGUGA
Nothobranchius furzeri (turquoise killifish) is the source of this 1914-nucleotide messenger RNA. It is a transcript of the gene cep41, whose product is annotated as centrosomal protein 41. Gene Ontology annotation, biological process: cilium assembly; protein polyglutamylation. Gene Ontology annotation, cellular component: ciliary basal body. NCBI's taxonomy places the organism in Eukaryota, Metazoa, Chordata, Actinopteri, Cyprinodontiformes, Nothobranchiidae. The record is from RefSeq and is a predicted model, not a curated record.